AUGCGUUCAUCAACUUUGUUCUUUGCUGGCCUUGUGGCUGUAGCACAGGCUCAGAUCAGCGCCGAUAUCAUCGCUCAGAUCCCUUCUUGUGCAACUGGUCCACUGGUUUCCGGUAUCGCAGCCUCUGGUUGUCAAGUCACAGACUCGGCUUGUAUUUGCGGCAACCAGACGCUCAUUUCCAACCUGAAGACCGCCGUUCGGGCGCAGUGCAGUGAAGCCGAUCUAGCCAAGGCUCUCGCAGUUACCGCCCAGAUCUGUCCUCAAGCCGCCGCACCAGCAGCUGACGCCGCAUCCUCGGCCUCUGAAGUCGCGACAUCUGCCGCCGCUGCCGCUUCCUCCAUCUCGUCGGUUGCGGCAACUGCUGGUAUCACCACUGAUGCUGGUAGCCCUGUAACCACUGCCCCUUCAAUGGGUACAGGCAGUGCCAUGAUCAACUACACCGCCACAACUGGUGACUACACUGCCCCUUCCACACCCACCGUUACCCCCAGCACUGGUGACGCUGCUCAGAGUUUCGGUCUGGGAUCCAUGGUCAUGGGAAUCGCUGCUUUGGGUAUGUUUUUCGCUGGCCUCUAA
Aureobasidium musti is the source of this 576-nucleotide messenger RNA. Lineage: Eukaryota; Fungi; Ascomycota; Dothideomycetes; Dothideales; Saccotheciaceae. The record is from the annotation of a GenBank genome assembly.